AUGGACGAUGGCACCCAACCAGACUGGGAAUUCUUCACCAUUGCAGUGACCAUGACCACAGUUGCUGGCGUCUUCGUUAUCUUACGACUGGGAGCCCGACUCUACACCACCUACAGUCUUGCCUGGAAAGACUACUUUCUCGCAAUAGCUAUGGCGUUUGGUAUUCAUGCCACGGUUUUCGAUUGCCUGGCUGUCAAGGAAGGCCUCGGCAUUCAUAAUCGUCUUCUGAGCGCGGAACAAUUACAAGCGCCAUACAAAAUGGGCAUCGGCUUCACUAAGAUAUCCAUCUUGACGCUCUAUUAUCGAGUCUUCGUCAAUAAGACUUUCCGGCAGGUCGUGAUUGUCCUGAUGGUAUACGUGUCCUUGUAUACUGUCGCAACCACUGUUGCCACUAUCCUCCAGUGUAUUCCGAUCAAACGGGCGUGGGAUAGAACCGUCCCUGGCACCUGUGUUCAGCCGACUGCCCAGUGGUAUUCGUACGCUGCUUUAAACAUGACGGCCGAAGUCAUCAUGUUCUUCCUGCCGAUGCCCAUGCUUAAACGACUGCAUGUCCCGCGUCAGCAAAAAGUCGACCUGUUCCUCAUUUUUGCAGUUGGUCUCUUCGUCAUUUUUUGCUCAGUGAUGAGACUGGUUACAAUUGGAAUCGAAAAGAAGCAAGAUGACACCAACUAUGCCUGGAGAGGGGGAAAUCACUGGACAACAGUGGAGCUCAACACUGGAUUCAUCUGCGCCAGCAUCCCCGCUCUCAAAGCGCCGCUCAGCGCAUUGCUACGCAAGCUGGGCCUUCGAUCAGGAGGCGCGAGUGGUUACAAUCCAAGCACAGCAGACCAACGUUACGAGUUCGGUAGCAAAAAGGCCAAGAAAUCAAUUUUUAGUCAUGCCUUGGCUUCGAGGCGCAACAACAGCCAACACCACGAUGAUGACAGCGAGCAACACAUUGUUGCAGCCAGUGGUUGGCCGCUAUCGGAUAUAACAAAGACGACCACAAAUUGCCUGUUUGUACUCGCUGCCAACGGCGUCGCAUUCCCAGUGGAUGUUUCUACCAUCCCGCACCGCUGGCUCGGCGAAGGAUACACUCACCAACACCAGUGGCUGGAACACAUCCAAGAACUUCCAGACUUGUAG
This is a messenger RNA of Talaromyces marneffei, 1125 nucleotides long. RefSeq lists its product as uncharacterized. The transcript is spliced from 5 exons. NCBI's taxonomy places the organism in Eukaryota, Fungi, Ascomycota, Eurotiomycetes, Eurotiales, Trichocomaceae. Bases 1 to 1125 code for a protein of 374 amino acids. The record is from RefSeq and is a predicted model, not a curated record.